AUGCUGACAGUGGAGGAUUUGUGCAGAAAAGGAUUCUAUGGAAUGCAGAUAAAAGAUCUUGCGCAAAAUGAAAUAAACCGUCUUAGAGAAAUAGAAGGCGUAUGUGUUGUGACAGAGGCUUCUGUUAGGCUAGUGGAGGAAACACAGAAUCCUUUACUUUUUGUAGAGGAUGAUUCUGCAAAUAGCACUUCGUACGUACGUGCAAAUAACAAAGAAUUUACUCAGUAUGUGACAAAUGGUCGGCUAAAUUUCAACUGCCCGGAGUACUAUUUUAUUUUUCAUGAGCUAAUUGUAGGGGGUGAGCCUGUUAGCUGUAAUAAUAUGCGUGUAAAGUUAAAGAUUGGGGCAAAGUCAUUCUUCUACUUUAUAAAGAAGCUUGCACUUGCUGGCAUUGUGAGAAAGAUUGAUAAUGGAAGUAAAAUUCUUCUGUGCAAGGAUGAGCCACUGGUGGAGAAAGAGGUGGUUGACUAUCCACCCCCAAAGCAUCUGCUAAAAAAUGUUCCAAUUUACAUACAGAUCCGAGAUCUGCUAACUAGACCAGAGGGAACAUCCACGCAGCAGAUCAAAGAGUAUCUGGGAAUAAAAAACAGGCAGGCCCAUGUGGCUUUGAAGUAUGUAAUGCAGGAAUUUGGUGACGAAAUAAAAAUCAUCACAGAAUUUGAGGGAAAAACAAGAAGGCUUAGGUAUAUCCUAAAAACACACUAUGAACAGAAAGAGAAGCAGUUUGAGAGCCAGAUACAAGAGAGUGCAGAGACAGGAGUUUCUGAGACUCGGCGUGAUUUUGUAAACACAGAGCAGCGCACUAGGGUCAUAGAGGAUCUAGUGGAGCGAGAAAAGGUUGUAAUGUACAACAAGGCCUUUCAUGAGAAGAUUUCUGAAAUACUAGGCAGCAAACAUACAAUAGACAAAAACACUGUUGUUAGGACAGCAAAUGCAUCAGCAAAGAUAGAUUUAGUUAGUGUGUAUAUAAAGUACGCAAUGAAGACCAUUGCUAGAAAUGUUUUCAAGAUUUCCUCUCUUGAGCCAACCGAUCCAAUUGUUAUAAGCUGCAUACGGAAAGAAGGAUAUAAGUCAUUUAGUAUUGUGACAAACCAAGGUGUAGUAGACUAUUUGUAUUCGGAUGACAUAGAGGAGGAGUCUUUGCCUGGGGAAAAAGAUCCAUCAGAGAGGCUAGAUAUACACAGAAGGUACUACAGAACUAUUCUCUUCACUGACUAUGAAAAUCUGUUUGCAUCGCAGAGCAAUGGAUACAUUGUCGCAAAGGACAGCCGGCUGCAGUUUUUGAAGGAUCACUGGCAAAAGGCAUGUGCACGCAUUGAGAAGUCCCACCAAACAGUGGAUGAACUGCCUUUGUCUGUUUUGCUUGCCAUAUUCCCAUUCACUGAGCCCAACUUGUGCGAAAAAGUGAGUGAGUUUUACAGAGAAGAGGGAGAAGACUGGAAGAACGUGGCGUAUAAGGAUUUUAGAAGCGUGGCAGGCGUGGACAUCUCCAAGUACUUUACAUCCAAGAAGUAUCUAAAUGCACUAAUAGAGUAUAUAGAUGACCUAAUAGAAAGCAAUGAUCUGAAGGAAAUAACAGAUUCUUCUGCAGGCACUACAUACUACACAGUUGUAGACGUAGAAAGCAAAGAUGCAAAAAAAGCAGAAAUAACCUUAUUAGAGAACACAUUCAUAAGCAAAGAAGAGAGAGAGGAGAUGUAUAAGACAAUGUGCAGUGCACUGGAGCAAAGAAUAGAUAUAUCAGAGAAUGAUAGUGUCCUGGCAAAGCACACUGCGUUUGGAGUAGGAAUAAACACUGUAAUGCAUAGUCCCCAUGAAAAACAGGCAAAGUCUGAUAUAAUGGGGCUUUUCAUACGAAAAAGAUCGUUUAAAAAGGCAUAUAAUCUGUCUACGGCUGUAAUGAAAGUUUCACCAAGUGACUAUUACCUGGUGUGUGCAGAUGGGGUGGCUGUUAACAACAAAGAAUUUUCAAAGGAAGAGAUCCUUCAAUGUGUGCACAGCAUAAAAACAGCAGUACUUCAAAGCCAAAGAGUUGAUGUGCUUGGUGAUCUGUGCGAGUACGACUACUUUUUGCUUGAGUAUCUGAUCUUAGCAAUGAGCACUCUUAAGGUACUUUCACUGUCGAAGAUGUCAAUACGAAAUAAUGUUAUAUCGCACAUAAAGAUAACUGAGGAGUACAGACGGACAUUUGACCAAGCAAAAAUGGCCCUUAAGGCAGCAAGCCAAUCGAGCAGGCAGUCUUCCAGAGGCAGCGAGGGAGAGUCUUCCAGCACAUACCUACAGACAUUUGGUAUUACUGGAAUUAACAAGAUUUCCCCAAAUGCAGACAUGGUGUCCUACACAGCAGGCUCUUUAUUUCUGUAUCUAGUGCACAACGGAUCUGCUUGUCUUGAUAAAAUCCUGCGAAAGAAUUUCAUCAUUCAGGCAGAGCUGGAAAAUACUAUAGAAAAGCACCCAAGCCUAUUUGUACUUCAUCUUAAAGAGAAAUAUACAGAGUCAAUAGUAAUGCUUGCAUGGUGCUGUUCUUCUAGUGCUUAG
Messenger RNA from Nematocida ausubeli, 2538 nucleotides. RefSeq lists its product as uncharacterized. NCBI's taxonomy places the organism in Eukaryota, Fungi, Microsporidia. The transcript has a single exon. The record is from RefSeq and is a predicted model, not a curated record. The coding region runs from base 1 to 2538 and encodes 845 amino acids.